This is a messenger RNA of Ectocarpus sp. CCAP 1310/34, 1371 nucleotides long. NCBI's taxonomy places the organism in Eukaryota, Phaeophyceae, Ectocarpales, Ectocarpaceae. The record is from the annotation of a GenBank genome assembly.
AUGUCUGGCGUGAUUUACUCCGAGUUCUACCCCCAUCCCAUCCGCAGCUAUCUCGCGGCAACGCACGCACGCACGCACGCGUGCACGUGUGUUUACCUCGAUUUAAUCCGAGUUCUACGACCCCUAUUCUACCCCCAGCUAUCUCGCGGCAAGGCGGAGGCGGAAGCUUUCCUCGAAGCUUUGAAGGAAGAGCUGUCCAAGGUCCGCGAGGAGGGGCUGGUGUCCUCGAAGGGAUGGGAGGACGAGAGGGCCAAUGCCGCCAGGGGGUGGGCGGCCGCGAGGGAGGCGGAAGAGGGGCUGAAGCUGUCCAACGGGAGAAUUGAAGAGGUGUACGGCAAGCUGAUACUGCUAGCCAGAGGCUACAAGAGCCUCGAGGAGGACUCCCGCUGCCAGGCCGUAGAAGGGGAGCGCCUGUUGGUGGAAUCGGAAUCCAAGACCAAGCUUCUCCAGGAACAGGCUAGGGAAGAGGAGAGGCGACAUCGCUUGACCAAGGCCGCCGUCAAGGACGGGGAGGCGUCGCUUCGAAGGGCCGAGCAAAGGCUGGCGAAAGUGUCGGAGGAGGCCGCGGAAGCUCAGGCCGCCGCUGGAGCCGCCAAAGCCGCGGCGCGGGAGUUGGUGGAGAAGGCGGCAUCGGCAGACAGGGAGGCGGGGAUAAGAAGGGAGGAGUUGGCCGGGUUCAAGGCGGAGUUGGAGCGGUUGAGGGCCGCCUGUGCCGAGAAGGACGUGGAGUUGGCGAACAAGUCCAAGGAGCUGGGCCAGCAGGCUGGGAUAAUCGACUACAUCAACAAGCUCAGCAGCAACGCGGCUGCCGAGGCUGCUGCCGCUGGAGGCAACAAGCCUGUAAUUGCCAAUCUCGUGCCGGCUCAAGCGGUUACCCUGCACGGUAGCAGCGGUGGUAGCGGAGAUUCAGUCACGCAGGUUCCGGCUUCUGCGGGACACCCGCAUGCUGUCUAGCCGGGCUCUGGCAAAAGGCCUCACUUUCGUAUGUAUGGGCAAUUUCUUGUUGGCCCUCAUGUGUACCAGAGCAAUUCGGAGGCUGCGAGAUUACCCACUUGACCACCGGGGCGACCGGUGUAUGUUCCUAGGCGAAAGGUUGACACGGUAGGUCAACACAGACUGGGUACGAGAUCUCCCGUGUUAUACGAAUUGUCUUCGGCACAGCAGAACCGCGCAGGUACUCAAGCACCGUAUUCGAAAAUUAUCAUUGUUUCUCUGUUUUGUAAGACGUAAAUACAAGAGGGGGUGAAACUUGUAUACGGCGGUAAGAUCGAGGGUUGGGAUGGAGUGUACAGAAGAAAGUGCACAGCUGAUAUUCCAACGUGUUUGUAGUUGGGCAACCAGGGUGGUACAGAAUGAGAAAGUUUUUUUGGU